Lytechinus variegatus (green sea urchin) is the source of this 3176-nucleotide messenger RNA. RefSeq names its product galanin receptor 2a-like. Gene Ontology annotation, cellular component: membrane. The coding region runs from base 1637 to 2833 and encodes 398 amino acids. Gene Ontology annotation, molecular function: G protein-coupled receptor activity. Gene Ontology annotation, biological process: G protein-coupled receptor signaling pathway. The transcript is spliced from 2 exons. NCBI's taxonomy places the organism in Eukaryota, Metazoa, Echinodermata, Echinoidea, Temnopleuroida, Toxopneustidae. The record is from RefSeq and is a predicted model, not a curated record.
CAUUAAGUCUGGAUAUGAAGUAUUGACAUCUGUCAGGAACAUAUUGCUUCCUCCGAUCAUUGAUUGAACUCCUGGACUUCUCUGCGGUUGCAUCGGUCAGAGGCAAGUGAAGGAUAUUUGUCAACGACAGCAUUCAAGCAUGGCGAGGAAUUCAACUGGACAGUUACAGUAAAUAUUUUGCAAUAUCUAACAGUGUAUCCGGAUUCCUAUUCCUGGAAGGACGAAUUAACGAGUGAUCGCCUUCACUAAUUGGACGAUAUAAUUCUAUAUAUCAUGGACACAAAUCAUUUUGUAUUUGAGAUUCAUCGAUGACAAGAGGAUUGGCUGGUGUAUCUUGAAAACUGCAGAUUCGGUGUACAAGCAUUCAGGAAUGUGAGGGCAGAAGUAUACGUCGAGAAAGCAGGGGGCAGGCGAAAUUAUUCCAUCGAGUGACAUUUGUUUACGUUAAAUGACAAAUCGGGGGGUUGAAAAAGCCCAGAAAAUGCGAUCGAGGCGUGAUCAUGAACCUAAGAUAUCGUAAUCGUCUGAGUAUUCUCUUUCCAAAAGUAGCCGCGCCGGAAGACUAUACGCGACUGCGUAUCAUCGCAGAGAUCUUUCGCCUCUCACAAUUCAUUCUGAUGCCUGCAGGCUCCACAUUGGCAGAGCUCUUUCGCGCGAUUUUUUAAUGAGAGAAGUACCGUCUGUCUUCAAAUAUCGGCUGCGAUGACAACAGCGAAGGCUGAUCUCAUUCUCCGUCUCCUCUAAUUGAAUGAUUCUCUCCGCUUUGAUCACAAUUAAAUGUGGAGUUAAUUCGAUUCGCUACGACGCGGUAUUUAUUUUGCAGAAGGGCGAAAUGUGACUUAGCGAAAUCUUAACAACUAAUAAAUGACUGCAAAAGCAAGAUAGCGAACAAGCGGCGGCAACGCCUAAGACGCAUUUUGGAGGCUGUGAUAACUUUGUGGAUUUACCAAAAGACUUUCAGACGGACUUGUAUUUGUAUAUGGAAAGCUAUUGACUGAUGUUCAGCAUGUCUUGCCGUUUAUUCCCAGUAAAAAGAAAACCAAAGCUUACGAUAGCGCUUCAAAUUACUUUCUUCGACUUAGCGUUGGUGUGUUACAUUUGUUUCUAUUGAGUUGAUCGCCGCAGUUUUCUUCAUCGAGACAAAUUAAGCUUAAAAUCGGAAUACGCAUCAGUUUAUCAUUUUGUAUUCAUGAUAAAGGGCAAAAUAUAGCUGCUAUAAUCACUCCGGAGUUUCGAAGAUUUGUAAAAGAUUACUUUUGAAAUAUGUCUUUUGACAAAUUUGCAAUGAAAACUCAAUGAAUGUCAAUGAGCUAUCUUCGCGUUUUGGAAGCAUGUGGCGAUGCUUUUGAUAAUUACAUCUUAGAUCGUCUUGUCAGACACAAGUGCAAUUUUGAUGCUUAACGUUCAGUGACAAGGAUUACGAAUGCUUAUUACCAGCUAAGAUAUAACUUUUGUUGAGAAGUGCUUUCGAAGUCGUUUAUUUAACAAAACGGAUCAAUUGGAAAUAUAUUUUAAAAGAGGAGGUGCACGACAACAUCCAACGUUCGCAGGAAAUCUGCUCCAAUCGUCAGCUCAGUGCUUUGUAAGACGGGAAGUGUUAUCUGGAUUGAAGGUAAACACAUCCCAUAUCAGCACAAUGCCGCUCAAUCAAUACGAGCCAGGUGUCCACUCGUUCGACAUGAAUGCAACGUAUAGACUAAUGGGUGGAAGCACUUCUACCCAAGACAAUCAAGGUUUAGGAGUGUUGGUGUAUGAUGUAGGUGGGACAAGUCCGUCCGUUGUGAUCAACCGAGGGGUUAAUGCUUCCUGUCCAGAGUUUGGUGAAGCUUGGAAGUGGGCGCCGGUUGUUUGGAAUUGGUUCAACAUUCUGCGAUUGAGUCUGACCCUUGCUGGAAUCCUGGGAAACUCUUUGGUGAUUAUAAUACACAGUAAGUCGCAGAGUGUGCGCGGGACAGACCGAUUGAUAGCAGGACUGGCAGUGGCUGAUCUUCUAUGUUCCGUCUUCUUCACGCCAAUCCCCAGUGCAUCCAGGUUGUCGAACAAUUGGUUGGGUAACAUCUAUUGUAAGUUUGUCUUCUCCAAUGUUCUCGUUUGGAUUCCAUUCAUAGCGUCCAUGUACACUCUAUGCAUGAUAUCGCUCGAACGAUUUUUCGCCAUCGUCUACCCGUUCAUAUAUCGUGCAAAGAUAACCCCUUCCCGGAUCAAGUAUGUCUUCAUUCCUAUAUGGGUGCUAGCAUUUAUCGUGAACAUAGGUAGCUUCGUUGUCAACAUGGUGCAUCCAGAAUCUUGCGUGUGUGUCGUCCAUUUUCCAACCCAUAUUGGUAAGAUGAUGCAAGGUGUUCUCCUGUUCAUCACCGAAUACGUCAUACCUAUUGGCAUCAUGCUCUUCGCGCACGUCAGGACAAUACGGGAGUUACACACCGAGGCACGUGCCCUAAAAGACAAUCGCAUGGAUUCCUCCAGGAUAACCCUCAAUCUGCUUCAAGCGCGGGAAAGGGUCCUUCAAAUGCUCUUUGUCGUGGUAAUGACGUUCAUAAUCUGCUGGACUCCGGACCAGCUGUGCUAUCUAUUUUACAGUAUCGGUAUACUUGACGAGGACUUCCUCCACAGUCGUCUCUACAUGGCGUUUAUCCUCCUGGCCUAUGUUAAUUCUUGUGCCAAUCCCUUCAUAUAUACAGCCAGGAACCCAGAGUUUCGGCACGCCCUCAAGGUGUUGUUCAAGAAGGCUGCCAGGGUGCAGCAGGUCUUCAACACCUCAGAGUGGGUGCAUGAUAGAACUGAUGAUAUCCUGAACGAUGUUGGGAAUGGGACUGUAGUCGAAAGUAGGGUAUGAUGUUAAACUUAAAGACAAAAAAAGAUUAGUCUAUCAUCCAGGCCUGAAAUAAUUUAUCAUAAUUUCAAUAUGAAUUAUUCCUAUUUUUGUAACAAAAUUAUAUUGGAUUCAUUUUCAUAUGCUGCAAUGUUAGGUGAUAUUUCUAUGUUCUUUUGUACGUUUUAAUUUGCCGGUAAGACAAAUCGCCAGGAGGUUAUGUCGAGAUUUUUUUUUUCCUGCGUGGUAACUUUGGUUGAAUAGUAUUGCUCGGAUCCAACUCAACCGUUUUGUGAGAAAUAACAAAAUGUAGGCAAGUAAGGUUUAUUAAAGGGGAAUGAAACCUUUGGAAUGGGUGAUAUUGUGU